AUGAUGCUUUGUACGCUGUUCACUGUGCUUUUGUUUGUACCUUUUGUUGCAGCUGAUGAUUGGGAUGAUUUCACGAAUAACCUGGCGACAGAUUUAGCGCCAUUGAUCACUCUCUUCGGUGAACGACUUACGAAACAAUUCCUCUCCGAGUCGAUUAGCGUUCUAGACAAUGUUAUCUUCGCCCUUUCGCCCCUAGGGGUCUUGACUGCCGUAGUAUCAGUGAUAAGGAUAUGCGGUAGCUCAUCUCUUCGAGCUUUUGUGGGUCGAGCCCAAGAAGGACCCGCUGAAGCGGAAUGCGAGCUUCUUCCCUGCAUCUCGGAGUCGACAUCGGAGCUUUUCAACGAUGGCGGAAUUACGCGAGUAUUUGGCCGGCCUAAGAUUGCGGAGAUCGUUGUUUGGGAGGAAGGUGAUCCCAAGGUUGGAGGCAUCGAGACGAAGGUUGGCACUUUAAGGGAAGCACUCGUGGAAGGUGUUUGGACUUGCGGAGGAAAACAAUCGGCCAGUGAACUUCCCGAGCUCGAUAUACCGAAUUUGUCAUUGAAUAAGGGUAUCAAGAGGAGAGACCAGUUUUGGUUUUAUUGCGCUGCUGUUCUUGGCUCUGCACUACAGUUAGGGUCCAUUAUUUUUGCUGCACUCACAGUGUUUAUGUGGCCGGAAACCUUCCAAAAGGAUGAUAAACCGGUAGCAUCAUAUGCAUUCCCAUUCUAUGUCAUCGGUUCAACCCUUCUCUUUAUUGGGAUGUUUUUCUGUGCCUUCAUCAUGGAGCGAUCGUCGAAGGAAUACUAUUUGGAACCCCAAAGACCAAGCAAAAUAUACUGGCUACAGCCUGGAAAACAGAACGCCGACGAUCAAGUCUUCAAGGCUUUCCUUGCAACCAAAGAAUACGGACGACCAUCUGUGGAUGGGAAACAAACUUAUAUCAAGUCCAUCAGAGACUACAGAUUUGACAGGAAGUAUAUCCAGAUAUACUCAACCUUAGUAUCGACCCUUCUGGGAUUCAUAUUCCAGUUUGUGGGACUGAGAGGUCUCCACGCUUCCGUGACCCUAGCCCAGCUAGGAUCGACAUUCUUGAUGGCCAUUGUUCGAACCAUCCUUCGGACGGAGAGAAUGGCACCAGAGGAGAACGCAUUCCGGGACAAGCAGGAAUUGCUCUCAUCUACACAACAGGAGCUGGAUUGUUUUGCAUUUCAUCUUGGAAAUGUUGACUCAUUCCAUUUGCGCUUGCCACCGGACAGGCCAACAACCCUAUCAUCGCCUGGAUAUUUCUCUCAACCGACGAUGUCCCUGGCAAAACAAUUGAUUCAUACAAGAGCUCGACUGGCAAAGCUCACGUCUAACUCAAAUCAAGGCUUGACUGUUGCUUGGGAUGAUAUGCCUAUACGCCAGGUAGCACAUAAUCUCGCUCGGACGAUUGAAAUGACCAUGGAUUUGAUUUCCACGAGUUGGGAGAUUGAUCUAGGAAAGAAAUUCACUUUCAACCUUCUUGCCGAAUGCAGAAAGACAUCAUCGCAGUUUACUGACCCUGUGAUUGAAGAAUACUGUAUGGUUUUACUCCGAGGCAGUGAUACUCUGCGAUGGAAGAUUGAUGUGAAUGAACUGGAGGCCAUUUUGGGGCUCUGGGUUUGGUCAAUCCAAAAGUCAAACAAAAAUCUUCCUGGCUACAAACUUCACCGUCUGGUCGGGCUGGGAAAGGACGACGCCCAGAAAGAAGACACAGACCUUUACUUCCAUAAAUGGAUAUUUCGCCAGACAGAGGCCACGAUGGUCAACUCCAGGAUGAUGAACUUCUCGUCUCAACUGUUUGGCUUUGCCUCGAACAAGCAUAGCCAUGAAACGGACACCCUCGCAGUCAGAGUAGACAGUAACCUGGAGAUAAUGGCCGCACAGGAUCUCUACAUACAAUUUUUGCGACAAGUAUUAGGUCAUUUCAAAGAGCUUGGUGGGGAAGCUGAGAUAACCCCUGGACCUAACUCCUCAUAUCUGGCUCAAAACGAUCGAAUCAACGAAUUAGUACAAUGCCUUGAAGCCUGCGAUCUAGGUACUCGAGAGGAGGCAUUGCUGUGCAUUGUUCCAACUUUGAAUAGUCGAGAUCUUCUGCCAGAGGUUUCCGGGGAUUCAAACAACGUUCGAAAGCGUACGACUGAGUAUAUUGCCAACGGAAAGUGGAAAAAUGCUUUGGAAUUACUGGUCUGGCUUUGUCAAAGAUCCGACUCAAGUGAGUUCACGCGGUCUGUUUAUGAGCUUGGAUAUCUUUGUUGCCAGGCAAUACUCGAAGGAGACGAGAGUGGUCGUCUUGAGGGAUCGAAAAAUAUGUGCGAGCUGCUAAGAUCUGACUUGAGGGCUCGCUUUUUUCUGUCCAAAGGAGCCAAGCGUCCCACUGGCUGGAUGAACUCUUCAGCCCAUCAAGAGUGGUGGAAAUCCUUUUCCAAACAGCUCGGGUGGAUUGCAUGGCAUUCGUGCAGAAAUGUGUCAGCCUCAAACUGGAUGCAACCACACUUCGAGGCUCUGGGCGGGUCCGAACACUUGUCUCCAUCUUAUGGAGCUGGUCUACAGGAUAGUGACUCCGAAACCAACUUGCACACUUUGCAACAGUGGAUUACCUAUCCAAUGAUGGAUAUAGAGAUCGAUCGGGAAGUGCCUGGAUACGAAGAUGAGCUCGCAUUUGACUGGGCUAUCUCCAACCAACACUAUGCCCUUGUGUACUGGUUUUUGGCCAAAUGGACAGAGAUGAGCAAAGAUGUCCCACUUUUGGCUCACGCUGCCUAUUUGUUCGCCGCAAAGAACCAUUCCGAAUGGGCAAUCCAAGUUCUCUGCCGACAUGGUGCCAAUAUCGAAGCAGAAAACUAUGACCAUCACUCAGCCAUGAUAAAGCUCAUCCUUGACCGUGACUUACCAGCAAUAAAAUUGAUGUUGGCAAACGGUGCUUCUCCGAAUGGCAAAAGCACAAUUAAUAAGAUCGGUCCCUUAGAAGCAGCCGCACAAGCUGGGUAUAGCGAUAUAGUCCUAUUACUGUUGCAAAAUUACGGAGCUACCAUCGACUCCACACAGAAAGGAAAAUACUCGGCUCUAUACUGGGCGACGGAAGAACAACAUCUCGAGACAGUUGAAAUUCUCUUGCAACAUGGUGCUGACAUCAAUACCAUCGGCAUCGGAUCCAUGACACCGCUUCAUAAUGCAGUCUCAAACCAAAAUAUUGAACUAGUGAGGAAGCUUGUUCAAUUCCACCCCAGAAUCAAUGCUACAAAUGAUCAAAGUCGUACGCCCUUGAUGCUGGCGUCAAUGGAUUCGUCGACGGAGAUAAUUCGUUUUCUAUUGGAGAAUGGCGCUGAUACAGAGGUGCAAGAUUGGGAUGAUCGAACAGCUUUAGAUUUGGCUAGCAGAUCCAAUAGCACGGAAGCUAUUCGCAUUCUGGAGGAAGAGAUGCAGAAGCGCGCCAUUAUUUAA
Messenger RNA from Penicillium antarcticum, 3444 nucleotides. Its product is annotated as ankyrin repeat domain-containing protein. NCBI's taxonomy places the organism in Eukaryota, Fungi, Ascomycota, Eurotiomycetes, Eurotiales, Aspergillaceae. The transcript has 3 exons. Gene Ontology annotation, molecular function: protein binding. The record is from RefSeq and is a predicted model, not a curated record. The coding region runs from base 1 to 3444 and encodes 1147 amino acids.